This is a messenger RNA of Lactuca saligna, 136 nucleotides long. NCBI's taxonomy places the organism in Eukaryota, Viridiplantae, Streptophyta, Magnoliopsida, Asterales, Asteraceae. The record is from the annotation of a GenBank genome assembly.
GAUGGGAGCAUCAUUGAUUUUGUUGCUGUUGCAGAGCCGUACCAGAAGAUUUUAAGUGACAUGCAUUAUGGACAAAGGAGUAACAUUGUAGACGAGCAGCUGCAACUUUUUCUAAAGUCGGGAUAUAAUGAAUUUG